AUGGAAGGUGUGUUGGAGCACCAUUUAGAAGACACAUAAGGGCUAAUGAAGAAUCCUUCCAUUGCGGGAGUCUUAUGUACCAAUUCUCAGGGACUAAACCUGGGUUGUCGUGGCACCCUUACAGACGAACAUGCAGGUGUGAUAUCUGUUCUGGCUCAGCAGGCAGCCAAACUAACAUCUGAUCCAACAGAUAUUCCUGUUCUUUGCCUGGAAUCAGAUACUGGUAAUAUCAUGAUCCAGAAACAUGAUGGCAUCACAGUGGCAGUACACAAAAUGGCAUCUUGA
Heteronotia binoei (common prickly gecko) is the source of this 285-nucleotide messenger RNA. RefSeq names its product late endosomal/lysosomal adaptor, MAPK and MTOR activator 5 (gene LAMTOR5). Gene Ontology annotation, molecular function: guanyl-nucleotide exchange factor activity. Gene Ontology annotation, cellular component: cytoplasm; lysosome; Ragulator complex. Gene Ontology annotation, biological process: cellular response to amino acid stimulus; positive regulation of TORC1 signaling. The record is from RefSeq and is a predicted model, not a curated record. NCBI's taxonomy places the organism in Eukaryota, Metazoa, Chordata, Lepidosauria, Squamata, Gekkonidae. The transcript has 4 exons.